Molecule: messenger RNA, 2685 nt
Organism: Lithohypha guttulata
Lineage: Eukaryota; Fungi; Ascomycota; Eurotiomycetes; Chaetothyriales; Trichomeriaceae
Gene: PSY2
Product: Platinum sensitivity protein
Exons: 2
Coding region: 1-2685 (894 amino acids)
Biological process (GO): DNA damage response; protein dephosphorylation
Cellular component (GO): nucleoplasm; protein phosphatase 4 complex
Molecular function (GO): protein phosphatase activator activity
Source: RefSeq, a predicted model, not a curated record
AUGGCUGUGCCGCCUGGCGCCAGCGACAAGAAAAGAGUAAAAGUUUAUGAAUUACGCGAGAAUGAUUGGUACGAUCGAGGAACCGGCUUUUGCACCGGUCAGAUUAUCAAUCAGGAUGAACCCCGGAUCUACGUCGAGUCGGAGGAGCAGCCUAGCAAGAUGCUACUGGAAACUAGGAUCGUUAAGGACGACAGCUAUCAGAAGCAGCAGGACACCCUCAUAGUCUGGACCGAGCCUAAUGGAACCGACAUGGCUCUUAGUUUUCAAGAGGCGGAAGGUUGUGCUGCUAUGUGGGAAUUUGUCCAUGCGGUGCAACAACAACUGCUGGCUAUGGCCGACGACGGUCUUUCCGACGACGCUCUCGACAAUAUUACCACUUCUUUCAGCCUGAGCCACCCAGAAUUAGGAAACCUAGACGAGAUCGACUCCAAUAUUCGUACUGCGAGCCUGUCACAAGCUGGCCGCACAGCUCUGGCUGCCUUUCUUCUUAAGGAGGACUAUGUGCGCAAGCUAAUUAAGCUGGUAGAAAUGGCCGAAGAUUUAGAAAGUCUUUCCGAUCUUCACAGGUUGUGCAAUAUCAUGAAGGCUCUGAUACUCAUGAACGAUAAUUCCGUCAUCGAGCAUCUAGUCACAGACGACAUUAUUCUCGGCGUGGUCGGUGCCCUUGAGUACGAUCCUGACUUUCCUACCCACAAGGCCAACCACAGACAGUAUCUCUCGGACGAGUCAAGGUUCAAGCAAGUUGUUGAAAUCAGGGAUGAGGUCAUAAGAAGAAAGAUACGGCAGACCUGGAGGUUGCAAUAUCUGAAGGAUGUCGUGCUUGCCAGAAUACUGGACGAUCCAACGUUCGGUGUUCUGAACUCCUUGAUCUUCUUUUAUCAGAUCGAUAUCGUCCAGCACCUGCAGUCUAAUGGACCCUUCCUCAAAGAGCUCUUCAGUAUAUUCACCAACGAAAAAGAAGACAUCAAAAGGAAGGAGCAAGGUGUACAUUUCAUCCAGCAAUGUUGUGCUGUCGCAAAAACCCUUCAGAUGCAGAACAGAGCUACACUUCUAAACAAUUUCAUCGCCAACGGACUUUUCAACGUCAUAGCGUUCGCAAUCAAACAUCCAAGUGCUGCUGUGAGAACUACAGGAAUAGAUAUCCUGACGGCACUCAUGGACCACGACCCUCAUAUGAUUCGUGGCUUUAUGCUUAAGGCUGUCCACGACAAAAAGGCUCCCCUCACUGACCUCAUGAUUGACCUCCUCCACGUCGAGACAGACUUGGGUGUGAAGAACCAACUAGCCGAUUCCAUCAAGAUACUCCUCGAUCCGCAACCACCACAACCUGAAGGACCAGCUGGAAGGCCGGGCGCUGAGUACAUGUCAAAGCUCACGCGGCCGCAACUUACUCCGACUCAGGCUGCAAACGAGCAAUUUGCUCAGGACUACUUUGAUCGAUCUUCAAGGAAACUUUUCAUACCACUCAAGAAUCUGGAGAACCGACAGGACAUGAACAUGAGCUAUCAGGAAGUGACACUAUUUUCCUACAUUGUCGAGAUACUCACAUUUUUCAUCCGACAACAUUCAUUACGGAGUCGGCCAUUCGUGGCGGCUGAUGGGUUGACCGCAAGAGUGGCACAGCUACUGCUUGCUCCGCAAAAAUCCGUCAGAUUGACUGCUGUAAAGUUCUUCCGGACAUGUAUAGCGCUGCAAGAUCAAUUCUACACGACACAAGUAGUUUCAAAAAGCAACGCGCUGGAUGCCAUCCUCGACACCGUAAUCGAGACAAUGCCACGCGACAAUCUCCUCAACUCUGCCUGUUUGGAGCUGUUUGCACAUGUACAGAAAGAGAUGAUUAAACCGGUCAUUCUGCACCUUGGUCAUAAUUUCCGACUCAAACUGCAGGAUAUUACUUAUGUCAGCACCUUCCAGGACAUACUUGAUAGGUUCGACCAGCUUACCAACCAGCACGAUAGCGAUUUGAUCUUGUUCAGCAAUGACGAAGAGACGACACCCGCCAACCGCCGGAACAUAGCCGGGCAGUGGUCCUUGCAGGAUAUGGAUCCUGAGCAGGAAACAUAUUUUGCCACUUCCGACGACGAUGAGGAAGAGUCAGUGUCCGACAUCGCCUCGAAAGGGGCCGGUUCGGAUCGUAUGCAAUGGCAGCGAAGGCGUAUGCGGUCUAGUAUGGUCAAUGGCGGUGCAUCGCCUGUACAGAAACCACUAGUAGACUACCCAUACGAAGAAGACGAUGACGAUAUUGGCGACGCGAAACAUGAAGCAGGAGUGGCCACACCUAGAACACCUCCAACGCCCGAGAGCGAUAAAGAUAGUACUAUUGAGACAAGAAAUACUGGUAGAAAAUUACAGCCAUCGCCAGACAUUAAAGAGGAUCAAAGUCCACCAGAACGUAUAGCCGAAAAGCGAAGGCGGCAGGAAGGCGACGAUGAGGACGAACUUGACAAAAUCUCGAUCAAGAGGAGGAAUUCAACGUCAAGCAAUUCCAGCUUGGCUUCAAAUUCGUCACUCCGCCGUAAAAAGGGCUUUUUGAGAUCGAAACAAGCAGACUUUUCGAGCAGCCCUGAAGAGCACACUGAUACGAAGAAGCCACGAAAACUCGCGAUUAGCUUGACGACAGGGAAUCGAUCCCAAGAGCCGACAGAUGAGAACCGUGCACCAGAAUCUACAAAGUCGAAGAAAUGA